AUGUUGAGGUCAUGCAUUUCUAUCAUAAAUAAGCAUAGGUUUAUAUCGUGUAAACUAUGUGGUACUGAAAUCCAAAGUAUAAAUCCUAAAGCUCCAGGGUACUAUUCACCUCCUAAACAAAUUAGUGAACGACCCAAUGCAGCUAAAGCAUUAUCAGAAAUAAAAUACCUUUUAUUUUCUCAGGAUAUACAGAAUUUGAAGUUGAGCGAGGAAGGUUAUUACAAAAAGGAUCUGCAAAGUAAGAUACCUGAAAGAGUUAGCUGUAAGGUCUGUCAUGAAGCGCAGCAUAAGAACUCAUAUCGUGUAGAAGAUUUUCCUUCGAGGUCAUUUGAAGAUGUUAAGCAGUUGGUACCUCGGGAUGCGAACAUAUAUCAUAUUGCUCCUUUGACUGAUUUUCCUUUGAAUGUCGAUAGGUCAAUAUUACGGCUCGAUGGGCGUGGUUGCAACCUGUUAUUCUCUAAAUCAGAUAAUAUACUCUCGAAGUCCGGCCGUAUGACACAUAAAGCUAAGGAAUUCUUCACUGCAUACUUUAAGGAAGAGCUUGGCGUAAAGGUCCGGAACGUUGUGGUAUUUUCUUCAACCAAGAACUGGAACAUUCCCUCUGUGUUAAACUCUUUAACUAAUAACUCCUGUCUUUUAGGAAGGCCUAAUGUUGGAAAAUCAUCGUUAAUCAACGCUCUUCUGAAAACUGCUGGUCCAGAAGGCUAUCGCAUGGAAACAAAAAACCACAUACAAGUGCCGCACGACUAUAUUCCUUCGAAGAAUGAAAUCUAUAAAUUCAAUGAAGCAGGAGUAUGUAAUAUUCCAAACUUUACAAGGAAUAUCCAGACAUAUAAAUUUGAAGGCAAAACGUUGCAUGAUUUACCAGGAUACGAGGACUUUAGUCAUUCAACCUACUAUAGUACUUUACUUCAAAAACAAUAUUUGGAGGACAUAAGGAAGACCUCAAAGUUUGAUACAAAUAAAUUGGAAAAGAUGAGGUACAUUUCUCUAUUGGGCAAUGGAAAUGCCUGCUACACUGUUAAUGGACUAUUCUACCUAAUUCCACCACCAUCUACGACGAACCAGCUGAUCAGUUUCAUCCCAGGAACAGUUAUGAUGUACAAAAACCUAGAUUCCGCGUUAGAUGUAGCCCAUAAAGCUAUAACAGAAGACAAACACAGCCGCCGCCGUGACUAUCCCAUCAAACCAUUUUUGACUGACAAGAAAAACUUUGUUAGGCACGUUAUUCCGCCCUUCCAGGGUUCUAUUGAGAUUGUUUUUAAGGAUAUAGGUUAUAUGCGCCUGCGUUCAGUCGGUAAAUAUCAGUUUACUGGAUUGUAUGAAAUCUGGGUUCCAAAGGGGAUUGAAGUGUGUAUCAGAGAACCAUUAGCAACUUUAAUUCAAGGAGUCACGGAGUCUAAAGGCUCUUCAAAGAAUAAAGCACCGGUGUAUUCUAGAAAUAAACCCGUAGUAUCCUCAACCUACAUCAUGGACCCUGCUGAAGAGGAUACAUUUAAAAGAAUGGGAGAAAUGUUCCUUGAAAGAAGAGAUAUCUCAGCUAGCAGAAUUUUAAACGAAGACCCUAUGCAACUAGUAUCUAAACGAUGGGACUCAUCUCCAAAUCUAUAUUGGCACUACUCUUGGAAUGAUUCUAAGAAGAAUUCAACGCCGUUAUGA
Molecule: messenger RNA, 1659 nt
Organism: Eremothecium sinecaudum
Lineage: Eukaryota; Fungi; Ascomycota; Saccharomycetes; Saccharomycetales; Saccharomycetaceae
Gene: GEP3
Product: Gep3p
Exons: 1
Coding region: 1-1659 (552 amino acids)
Cellular component (GO): mitochondrion
Molecular function (GO): GTP binding
Source: RefSeq, a predicted model, not a curated record